CUUUCUACGCGCUCCAUCAUCUGAGACCCUUCUUCCUCCAUGUAUAGACGAGCGACCUUCACUCUAAGGUCAAGGUUACGCCACAUCCACACUUCUUCAACUCUCCGUCAGCAACGUGCAUCGCGUGCAAUCAUAGCGUCUUCAGUCUUUAUUUCUGGUGCCUUAAUAUGGUGUUCGAACAAGGAAAUCAUACACAAUGACAGUGAAUGGCCUGGUCCUUCGCAAACAUCUUCAAAAGUAACUCGAGACAGCGACGUGAAAGACUCAAAGGCGCUACAGUCACUUGUCUGGGGCUCUAACAAGUCCAAAACGCUGCUAUUGGGCAAGGAAGACCCAGAUUCUAUCCGCACGCCUGCCAUUGCAGAAUGGUUGGAAGAUGUCGCACUCAGAGAUCUCGUCCUACACAAGGACCAUGCUGCGUGUGUAGACGCUCGAGGAGACGUGUAUCAAUGGGGAGCAGGAUACUUUGGCUCCGCAAAACAUGAUAGCCCUGCACUGACACUACAAAAGAAGAAUAUCGUACAACUUCAGUUGACAGAAUCAAAGUUGUACGCUCUUUCCGCAUCUGGGAAAAUUUAUGCUAUGGAAGCAUCCGCUUCAAGGCAGUCGUUGUCUCCCGGAUCCCCCACAUCGGCGUCCAGCUACCCUUGGUGGAGUAUGGGCUGGCUGUGGGGUGAAGAGGAGGUUGUUGAUUUUGUAGAGAUAAAGCCCCAGCAACAAUUGAAAAGAUGCGAAUCAUUUGUGUCGAUGUCCGCCGGAAACGACCAUUUGUUGGCAUUAACAAACAUGGAGAGGGCAUUUGCCCAUCCCGUGAACAGUAAUGCCAACGUAUACGGCCAGCUUGGGUUCCGGAGAAUCCAAGUUCCCGACCUUAGUCAUCCUUUCGGUCAUUCCGUUCUACCAGUACAGCUUGUACCAAGAUCACUUAGUGAUGUUCGCUCAGGAAAAGAUCAGGAAGCCUGGAAGGACAACGACACAAUCAGAUUCUCUCCGACUAUUUAUGAGAUUCCUUCGCUACGUGACGUUUCAGUCAGCCAGGUGGCUGCAGGUGGACGGAAUAGUUUUAUUCGAACGACUACCGGUAAAGUGUUGGGCUGGGGCGCAAAUGAAUACGGUCAGAUCGGAUUAGGUGGUAGUAUCAUUGUGCCAAUGAUCACGGUUCCAACUGAGGUUAUUCCAUGGCAAAUAUCUCACAGGACGCAAAUGGAAUAUCCGGAAGAAGGCAAAGUGGACAUCUACAUGGUACGCCGGUGCGGGCGAGGAAUAUUGGAAAUCUGUCUGAAUGUCGAUAGCGAUGCUACCCAGAAUAUGGUACCAAUUGUCCCGCGAUCAGCGAGCGUAUCUCAAACGGGCCAUGUUCUAUUGACGCUUGACACAUCGGAUGGUGGGAGAGCAGGGUGCGAUCUCUUGGCUUGGGGCAAAAAUCAAGAUUACGAGCUUGGGAAUGGAAAAAAGUCGAGCGUUCCUGUUCCGACCACGAUCAAUAUGGGCGACGAGAGGACUAUUCUCCGAAAACGAAAGGAAGCGAAAGUGAUGGAUCUUCAAGGUCGGUUAUGGAGGGGCAAGGUUGAGGUUGAACAGACCGCCGUAGCCGGAUACAGCAAUAGCGUAGUAUAUUGGAAAAUACGGAAAUUGUGACAGAUGUAUUGCACAAGGUCGAGGCAGAUCCCUGGUUCAUUUAUUGUAAAGCAAGGAAAUAUGUAGAUAUGUCGCUAUGUGGUAAUCAGAACUGAGCAAAGGGUAAAGUUUGGCUGGCGAUAGUAGGAUAGUAUGACAACAAUGACGGACGGAA
Molecule: messenger RNA, 1792 nt
Organism: Guyanagaster necrorhizus
Lineage: Eukaryota; Fungi; Basidiomycota; Agaricomycetes; Agaricales; Physalacriaceae
Product: RCC1/BLIP-II
Exons: 9
Coding region: 40-1638 (532 amino acids)
Biological process (GO): mitochondrial respiratory chain complex III assembly
Cellular component (GO): mitochondrial inner membrane
Source: RefSeq, a predicted model, not a curated record